This is a messenger RNA of Aspergillus bombycis, 933 nucleotides long. Its product is annotated as SGF11 family protein. Bases 1 to 933 code for a protein of 310 amino acids. Lineage: Eukaryota; Fungi; Ascomycota; Eurotiomycetes; Eurotiales; Aspergillaceae. The transcript has 3 exons. The record is from RefSeq and is a predicted model, not a curated record.
AUGGGCGAAUCAAACGGAACAGAACAGCAGGAAAGUUCCUUUCCUUCGGGAACUAUUGCGAAGCUGACAUGUGAUAUUCUCAACAACACGUUCUAUAACAUUAUCCAUGACAUAGUGUCAAAAGUUCACCGAGAUGAAAAGAUCGCUCGAAUGCGUUCUGCUGUCACAAUUGCUAGACAGAAAGCCGAAGAAGAAGCAGGCAGGCGCCGAGAAGAAGCAGGUGCCAAGCCCACUGCGUUAAAACCGGGCGAAGAUUUCGAAGAACUCAAGGACAUCCGCGUUGAGACUGAUGGUGCCAUUUUUGAAGAUGGGAAGGUUUAUCUCAAGGGAAACCCACUUAAUACCACCAAGGAAAUAAUCUGUCCCGACUGCCGACUACCACGUCUACUUUAUCCUCAACCAAUGAUCAGCAAACAAGGGCAUGAUGUUCAUGGGAAUCCGUUCGCUACGGAUAAACUGAAUCCCAAGAAGAAGAAACAGACGAACACGUCAAAUACGCCAGCAUCAAGCCCGCCUACAACGCCGGAUAGCUCCUUUAAGCAAGCGGCUCCAGAGAAAGUAUCAUUCCCGACGGUUAAGUGCCCUAAUUGCCCACGGUACUUUGUUGUGACGCGAGUGGCACAACACUUGGACCGAUGUCUCGGUCUAUCUGGCCGACAGGUUAAUCGAAACAAAACGCCCAUGGAAAAUGGUACCAGCACCCCUACUUCUGCGCCGCCCAAACGUCCAUUACCAUUAGAUGACGACACUCCGCCAACUAUAACGAAGAAAAAGAAACUCGGUGCUCCUAAAAAGCUUUCAGGGAAAAAGCCGCCACCGGCUCCCAGUAGCAAACUCAAGAAUGGUGUGACGCCUGACAUGGCGGCAGCUGCGGACGCUGCAGCCGCUGGUGAUGGCGAUAUAAAAAGCGAACCGAAUGGCGACAACGCAUAG